Rhododendron vialii is the source of this 1675-nucleotide messenger RNA. Its product is annotated as protein ECERIFERUM 26-like. NCBI's taxonomy places the organism in Eukaryota, Viridiplantae, Streptophyta, Magnoliopsida, Ericales, Ericaceae. Gene Ontology annotation, molecular function: acyltransferase activity, transferring groups other than amino-acyl groups. Bases 131 to 1441 code for a protein of 436 amino acids. The record is from RefSeq and is a predicted model, not a curated record. The transcript is spliced from 2 exons.
AAACAUCCUAGAUCGCAUCCCCAGUCUAUAUAUCACUCUCCAUUGUCUCCAAUAAUAGCCCCAUAAUCUAGUCUCACAGUAUUCCCAAAGGAGUACCUCUCUCUCUAGAUCUCUCUCUCCUCAAGCCACCAUGGUAUCCCCCAAAGAAGAAGAAACCCUAUUAUACGGCAAGAAAAUCUCAUCGGUCGGGCCGGGCCAGGUCACCGGAGAGCACGUGAUCCACGAGCCAACAAGCAUGGACCUAGCCAUGAAGCUCCACUACCUCAAACCAGUUUACUACUUCAGGAGCCAAGCAGUUGACGGGCUGACCACAAUGGACAUCAAGGAGGCCAUAUUCACGUGGCUCAACCAGUUCUACCCGGCCUGCGGCCGAUUCCGGCGGGCCGAGUCGGGCCGGGCCUACGUCAAGUGCAAUGACUGUGGGGCCAGGUUCAUUGAGGCCCAUUGUGGAAAGAGCCUUGAUGAGUGGAUGGAGAUGAGGGAGGAGGAGGAGGAGGUUUCUAUCGAGAGGCUGCUUGUUCCUAGUCAAGUUAUUGGGCCUGAGUUGCCUUUCUCUCCACUAGUUCUUUUGCAGUUAACAAAGUUCAGAUGCGGUGGAGUGUCAGUGGGCCUUAGCUGGGCCCAUGUUAUGGGAGAUCCAUUUUCAGCCGCAGAGUUCAUGAACGCAUGGGGCCAAGCCAUGAGGGCCCAAAAGCCUGCCCUACCACUCAAACAAGGCCGAACACCAACCAAGCCGGAAACUUACCCGAGCCCGCCCGCACCGUUCAAAGAUCCGCUUUCCGUCAAACGGGUCGGCCCAGUUGGAGACCAUUGGGUGAGUCCCAAUAACUGCAAAAUGGGAACAUUUUCCCUAAAUCUUUCUACCAAACAGAUGAAUCACUUGCAGUCUAAGGUAUCCGGCCAAGUUGGAAGUAAUCCAAUUCCAGUGUUUGAGUCCAUAUGUGCCCUAAUUUGGAAAGCUGUUGCGAAAAUUAGAAAUGGGCCUGAGCCCAAGGUAGUGACAGUAUGCAGAAACGACUCCCGCGGCCAAAGAGAAAAGGGUAUUUUGGGCAAUGGACAAGUUAUCAGCAUUGUUAAGGCCGAAUUUUCGGUAACCGAGGCUGAACCGAAGGAGCUCGCGGAGAUGGUUAUUAAUCAAGCCGAGGACGAACGGAGCCUGAUCAGAGAAGCGAUGGAGAGAGAGGGAGGGUUGCCCGAUUUCGUCGUUUACGGAGCGAACUUGACUUUUGUGGACUUGGAGGAUGCUGAUCUUUAUGGGCUGGAGUUUAAUGGGCAGAAGCCCAUUUAUGUGGGCUACGACAUGGACGGAAUUGGGGACGAAGGGGCUGUAUUGGUAAUUCCAGGGCCCAAAGAUGCCACCAAGGUCGUGACUCUAAUCAUGCCAGAGAGUGAAGUGUUCGAGCUUAAAUCUGAGCUGAAAAGGGAGUUAUCAAUUGCUUGAGUGAGUGAAAUUAUGGACAAGUAAUUGUGUGCUAUGAUCAUGAAUAAUUUCCUAAUAUGCCUUUGCUUGAGUAUAGUUUGGAUGUUGCUUUUGUAGGGACUUUUACGAUUCAGCUUAAAUAGCUUAUUUGCAAUAAGCUGAUCUCGAGUGCCGCUGUUUAUGAAAUCCGUUAUGUAAGUGUUGCUGUCUUCAUUUUGUCAAAAAGCUUAUUUGUAAUGAAAGAGCUAUUUUCAA